AUGGGUAAUUGCCAAGCGGCGGAGGCGGCGACGGUGCUGAUUCAGCACCCGGGAAGCAACAAGGUCGAGAGAAUUUACUGGUCUGUGAGCGCCCAUGAGGUCAUGACUUCCAACCCAGGCCACUACGUGGCUCUUCUCAUCGCCUCUCCCACCAUGAAGUCUGAGAAUGGGGCCCCUGUGAAGCAGCUCAAGCUUCUCAGACCAGACGACACUCUGCUUAUUGGACAGGUUUAUCGCCUCAUCAGUUUCGAAGAUGUGUUGAAGGAGUUUGCAGCUAAAAAAUCUGUGAAGCUGGGGAAAUUGCUGAAGGAUACAGGCGGGCCUGGCCUGGAAAUGAGGAUGAAAGACUUGGGUGGUCCGAAUCCAAAUCCAAAUUUGAAGUCCGAGAACCACAACUCCAUCAAGAUGGAGCGUGUGAGAAGAAAUGGUGGCAGCAGUAGCACAAGCAGCAGCUUCAGAAAUGUGGCAAGGAAUCAUGGAGGUGGAGGUGGAGGUGGUGGUGUUGGGGGCCAAUGGAGGCCAGCCUUGCAGAGCAUUGCAGAGAUUGGAACUUGA
Prunus armeniaca (apricot) is the source of this 555-nucleotide messenger RNA. Lineage: Eukaryota; Viridiplantae; Streptophyta; Magnoliopsida; Rosales; Rosaceae. The record is from the annotation of a GenBank genome assembly.